UAUUUUCUUUUUAUGAUUUUUUUGUCAGACACAUCUUUAAGGUUCUGCUCCUCUAGCCACUAAUUCCACUUUAUUUUUUCUUGGCAACGUCGAGAUUUUGUAACACUGGUGUCAGGUGUGGGGUCAUAUUGAUCAGAGCUAAGGAUAGUUCUUACCAAAAUGGACGCAGAACAAUUGAAAGCACAGUUUGACUCUAUAAUCCAACUUAUGAAAGAUAACACCCUUAAAGAGCGCUCUUUUUGGGAUGGCAAGUUGUCAGAAUGGAAAGAGGAACUGAACCGGCGACAAGAAGCAACAGAUGAACGAGUCGUUGCAUUGGAAAAAACGUUCAGUAGAACAUUUGAUCCAACGGAAGUGCAACAUUCGUCACCCCAUUCCGAAGAUGGAGCAGCUGGUGCAGCAGUCACGCAACAGCUACCAGCAAAUCAAGUAGACGGGGGUAGACAAAAACAGAAGGAGCUACCAGAGCCUCGUAUGGUUUUCCAACCAAGCGAAGUUUUCGAAACACCCCAUCGGACUGUGGAUGAAAUUGCGAAUCAACCAAAACGAACCAAAGCAAGUCAGCUUUAUGGUGGCUCUCAGCCACGCUUCUUGAAUUUUAGUGUCUUGCAACCAUUUGAUGGCCAAAACUCUUGGGUUGAUUAUGAGCGGCAGUUCUGCAUAACAGCUACUUUCUACGGUUGGGACGAGGAGGAAAAAGCAUACGCAUUAGCAAUGCAGCUGCGAGGUGAAGCCCUGACAGUACUAAGCGCACUCCCAAGCGGAAAACCAGUUAGUUUCGAAGCGCUUACCAAACUCUUACGGCAACGUUUUAGUCUCGAUACUCAUACAAGUUUUUCUCUCCUCCGAAACCGUGUGCAAAAACCAAAAGAAACACUAGCCGAGUUUGCCGUCCAGCUGCAACGUCUCUCCGUAGCUGCAUUCCCAGGUUGUGCCGAAAAAGUGGUAGGGGAAAUUGUAUUGAGCCAAUUCGUUGAUGGAAUUCGUGACGAACAGGUCCAGAAUUUCGUCGCUAUUGGACGUCCUCAAAGUUUGCAGGAUGCUCUAGGAAUUGCUCUGGAUGUCACUACUCGCCUCGAGCGCCGUGGUCACAAACAUGUUUUUAUGACAAUCCCCGAUCAGAGUAAGAGAGACGACCAGAAACAAACAGCUAACGAAAACCCUAAAGAUAUCCGAUUUUCUUAUACGUAUUCGGAAAACUAGAUACCACUGGCAAU
Episyrphus balteatus (marmalade hoverfly) is the source of this 1217-nucleotide messenger RNA. RefSeq lists its product as uncharacterized. The record is from RefSeq and is a predicted model, not a curated record. Lineage: Eukaryota; Metazoa; Arthropoda; Insecta; Diptera; Syrphidae. The transcript has a single exon. Bases 160 to 1203 code for a protein of 347 amino acids.